AUGUACAUCGGAACACUCCUCUACGGAGUCCCAUUAUGCGACAUCAUACAUUCAUUUUGGUGUCCCGUCCCCCAACGUGUACCAUGCAAAUCGAUACAGUGGUCUUUGGACACCGGAAACAAAACAACACUAUCAUCAUCCAAACGACAAAAGCCAACACUGA
Molecule: messenger RNA, 163 nt
Organism: Trichobilharzia szidati
Lineage: Eukaryota; Metazoa; Platyhelminthes; Trematoda; Strigeidida; Schistosomatidae
Source: the annotation of a GenBank genome assembly